This is a messenger RNA of Ahaetulla prasina, 1920 nucleotides long. RefSeq names its product vomeronasal type-2 receptor 26-like. Gene Ontology annotation, biological process: G protein-coupled receptor signaling pathway. Gene Ontology annotation, molecular function: G protein-coupled receptor activity. Bases 1 to 1920 code for a protein of 639 amino acids. The record is from RefSeq and is a predicted model, not a curated record. NCBI's taxonomy places the organism in Eukaryota, Metazoa, Chordata, Lepidosauria, Squamata, Colubridae. Gene Ontology annotation, cellular component: membrane. The transcript has 8 exons.
AUGGACCCAUUCUUACUACCCCAGGUGGUCCAGACAUUGACUAUGAAUGGUGAGGAGGAAGGGAGACCUUUUCGUGUCUUGCAAAGAGCCAAUUUCUACCUUCGACCCACACCCAACAACUACCACCAGUUCCAGGCCUUGGUGUUUGCAGUUAGAGAAAUCAACAAGGAUCCGGUUCUCCUGCCCAACAUCUCCCUGGGCUUCCACAUGUAUGACAACAGCCAGUGGGAACGGAGCAUUUCUUCAAUCAGUCUCAUGCUGCUCUCCACACGUGACCGAAUGGUUCCAGGUUAUAAAUGUGACAGGCAGGACUCUCUUCUCUCUGUCAUUGGAGGUGACAAUGCCAAAUCCUCAAGGCUGAUGGCCUCCAUCUUCAGCCUCUUCAAGGUCCCACAGCUCAGUGUCGGCUUUGAGUCCGCUUGGGAAGACAGAAGAGUUUAUUCUUCCUUCUUCCGGAUUAAUCCCAAGGAUUCUGCUCAGUAUGUGGCUUUAGUCCAGCUGCUCCUGCAUUUCCAGUGGAACUGGGUUGGACUUUUGGCCACUGGGAGCGACAGUGGGGCAGAUUUCCUCUCGACUCUGAGGCCAAUGCUGAAGGAGAAGGAGAUCUGUGUGGCCUUCACUGAAACGGUGAAAGAUGAUUCUAUACAGCAUAUAAUCCAGUUACUUUUACAUUCCAAAAUGGACCACAUUGUUGAUAUCUCAGAAUUCAGGCACUUCCUCCGGUCUUUAGACCCUUUGAACCCACAAGGUGAUAUGUUUCUCCUGUCCUGGUGGGAACAGGUAUUUGGGUGCCGGUUCCGCAAACCAGGUUCCAGAAAAGAUUUGGAUUUGGAAGAACUUCCUGAAGGCCAGGAUUCCAUUAGGCAUUUCCCUUUUCUCUUUCAGAAGGUGCCCUUUGCCAGGUGUGGCCUGAAGAGGUGCCAGGCAGGAGAGAGGAGGAGAGUUCCAGAGGGAGAGCAGGUCUGUUGCUACCAAUGUGCCCCUUGUCCAGAAGGGACCAUUUCUAAUCAGACAGAUGCAGCCCUCUGUGAUCCUUGCCCAGAAGACCAAUAUCCCAACAAGGAGAAGGACCACUGCAUUGCCAAGAAGAUCCACUUCCUCUCCUAUCAAGACCCCCUGGGAUAUGCUUUAUCCUCUUUAGCUCUUUUCUUUUCUCUGCUCACAACUGGUAUCCUGGUGACUUUCCGUAAGCAUCGUGACACACCGAUUGUCAAGGCCAACAACCGAGAUCUCACCUACCUUCUCCUGGUCUCCCUCCUGCUCUGCUUCCUCUGCUCCUUCCUCUUCAUUGGUCAACCUGGGAAGCUCACCUGUCUCUUCCGACAAACUGUCUUUGCCAUUCUCUUUUCCCUGGCAGUUUCCUCUGUCUUGGCAAAAACUGUCAUGGUGGUUCUUGCCUUCAUGGCUACCAAGCCAGGGAAAAAGACAAGGAAACUCUUAGGAAAACCACUGACUAACUCCAUUGUCUUGGCCUGUCCCCUGGUCCAGGCAAUUCUUUGUGCCACCUGGCUGAUAGCCUCUCCCCCAUUUCCCAACAUGGACUUCCACUCACUAGUAGGAGAGACCAUCUUGGAAUGUAAUGAAGGCUCAGCUUUAAUGUUUUACACUGUCUUAGCCUAUCUGGGUUUCUUGGCCCUUGUGAGUUUCACUGUGGCCUUUUUGGCUAGGAAAUUGCCUGAUAGUUUUAAUGAAGCCAAGUUCAUUACUUUCAGCAUGCUAGUCUUUUGCAGUGUUUGGAUCACUUUCCUUCCCACCUACCUGAGCACCAAAGGGAAGUCCAUGGUGGCCGUGGAGAUCUUCUCCAUCUUGGCCUCUGGGGCUGGUCUCUUGGCUUGCAUCUUUUUCCCCAAAUGCUACAUUAUCCUAUUCAGGCCUGAUCUGAAUCAGAGAAAAAAUAUAAUGGGGCACAAGAAUCUCUGA